CAUGGCGGGAGUUAUCGUCAAUAUGGCGGAAGUUGGGCGAAAGGCGGGCUAAUGCAGGACCGAGGAACGUUGUUUUGUCUCUGCCGAGUCUCCUGUAUUCUCUGUAACUACUGAAGUGAGACUAAGAGACAGCCAUGGAGUUCCCGUUCAGCCUGCAUGGGCUGUUUGGGGAGGAGAUCUCGCUGGUGGAUGGCAGCUGCGCGCCGUACCGGAAGGCCAGCAACGAGCCGCUGGACAAAAACCUGGCCAAGGUGAUCGAUGAUUUGGGUGAGGCUUCAGCAAAGGCUCAGGGUCUGCAUGGACCCAUCACAGCAACCUACAAACUCAGGAGCUCGGACCAUCGCAUGUAUGUGCUUAAAGAUGGAGAGGCCAACAGUGGGAAGGGAGCAGCAGUCGGCUUCAUCAAAGUCGGCAAAAAGAAACUUUUUAUCCUGGACCACCACGGAGCCCAGGUGGAGCUGACCCCCCUCUGUGUUCUCGACUUUUAUGUUCACGAGUCCAGACAGAGGACAGGAUGUGGCCACAGGCUGUUCCAGCACAUGCUUAAGAUGGAAAAAAUCUCCCCCCAGCACCUGGCCAUCGACAGACCCUCCAACAAGUUCACUCGCUUCCUGAAGAAACACUACGGGCUGGCAGCUACUGUGCCUCAGGUCAACAACUUUGUGGUGUUUGAAGGAUUCUUCAGAGACAAUCCAGCUACAAGAUACGGCAGAAAGCAGACAUCUCAGCAGAACAGGCCUCCCCUGUAUCCGUACAGAAGAGAGGGCUCUACUGUCCCCAUGAGACAGCGAGGAUCUGCGAGGAACCUGCAGCAGGAAAAAGCAGCUCUGCAGAACAUCGCUGUCAGCCAAGGUCGGCCCUCGUCCACGGGACUCCUCAUCUCCCGGUUCCAGCAACAGCACGACAUUACCAGGAACAGGUCAAGUUCCCUGGGUAACCUUGCGGCUGUAGAACUCGAGGAUCGGAGGAUGGGAGCUCAGGCAAGCCGGUACAGCAGAUAUGCUCAGGAGGUCACAGGGCGGAGGUCAAGUGCACAGAACUCAGCUGGGCUGCCUGGGUCUACAACAGGACAGGCUGGGUCCACAACUGGUCAACCUGGGUCCAUAGCUACACAGGCUGGGUCCACAACUGGAAUGCCUGGGUCCACAGCUGGCCAGGCUGGGUCCUCAGCUGGACUUGCAGGGUCCACAGGAGGGGUAGCUGGGUCUACAGGAAGGCUGCCUGGGUCCACAAUGGAAACUCCUGGGGCUUUAGCUGGCCAGGCUGGGUCCACAGGAGGUUACGUGCACUACAAGGACAUCACCACCCGCAAUGGGCACCUGAAGGUGUCGUCACAGCUGUCUCCGGCCAUGGACAGACAGAGAAUACCGGGCAGCAAAGCUGUUGUGUCUAGUGUCCAUCCUCCCUCAGCAAAUCAGGCUCCAGCUGCAACCAUCGAUGGCUGUUCCAUGCCUAGGAGUCCCUCCCUCCGGCAGAGUGAUGCUGUGCUGAAGGAAAGGGACCUGAGCUAUACGGUAACCCAGCAGGGAGCCAGGAGGGAGAACAGCUUCUGGAACGUCAUGGGAGUUCCAACCACAAGUCUCAAGGACCGUAAAAAUAAUCAAAGAACAAACAACAUCUGGUGAACAGAACUGGGACGUGUUUAGAGUUAAAACUUUCGAUCCAACACAAAAAGUUCUCUCACCUAGAGCUUUCGACCAGCCACUCUGGUCUUCCUCAGUAGACUGACCCAGUGAAGCUUGCCACGUGGCUUCUUUGAAGUGCGACAUUAACACUGGUGUCUGGUAGACGAUGGCACCCAGGCUAACCUUCCCAGUCAUUCUGGUAGUGAGAUACUCGCCAUACAGUCUGAGGAAUCUGUGCUUUCAUCAAAAACUUUAUUUGCACGAUGCUGCUCUUUUUGUUGAAAUAAGUUUGUUUCGUAAUGUCUCAUUCCUAAUUUUCCUCUGUGCUUUUUUUAUGUUUGAAUAUAUGUAUAUAUAGAUAAAAUAAUUUGAGAGGAAAUUUUAUGUAACCAAGAGAGAACUAUGUGAUGAAAGUUGUUUUAUUUUCAUGAUUCAUAUAUUAAAAAGCAGGUUAUUAUAUAAUAAGCAGUAAC
Branchiostoma belcheri (Belcher's lancelet) is the source of this 2098-nucleotide messenger RNA. RefSeq names its product alpha-tubulin N-acetyltransferase 1-like. Gene Ontology annotation, molecular function: tubulin N-acetyltransferase activity. The record is from RefSeq and is a predicted model, not a curated record. Bases 135 to 1625 code for a protein of 496 amino acids. NCBI's taxonomy places the organism in Eukaryota, Metazoa, Chordata, Leptocardii, Amphioxiformes, Branchiostomatidae. Gene Ontology annotation, cellular component: microtubule. Gene Ontology annotation, biological process: alpha-tubulin acetylation. The transcript has 12 exons.